AUGGCACACGUCGACCAGGACCAAAUAGAAGGCAUCUACCAGCCCAAGGAUGCCGUGGGCGCCGCCAUCAAAGCGACCGGCGUCACCUCCCUCGCCGGCCUGUUCGUCUCGACCAUUCAGAACACCUUGACCAAGCAGAAUGUCGGCGCAUUCAGUGUGUUCACGAGGACUGGAGGGACAAUCGCUGUAUUCGCGGCCAUGGGUGGCUCAUACGAGUUCUUCAAAUGCGCCUCCGCCAAUCUACGAGAAAAGGACGACGCCUACAACUCCUCCAUCGGCGGAUUCGUAGCUGGCUCAAUGCUGGGGUUGCGAUUCCGAUCUGCCCCUUCAGUCCUCGGCUACGGCUCCGCGCUCGCGAUCAUCCUCGGCGCCUUCACAUACACUGGCGGCCACUUGAUGGGCUACAGCCGAGACCCCAACGUCGACGAAGUGUCGCGGAAAGAGUACCUGCGGAAGAACAGGCGGAGACCUAUCGAGGAGACGGUGCAUCAGCUUGGAGAGGGAAGAGGGGUGUCUGCGCCAGGGUAUGCGGAGAGGAGGGCAGAGAGGAUCAGGGAGGCGUAUGGAAUCGAUGUUACGAAGGCGCCGAUCAGCGGGGUCGGGCAGCCUGGGUCAAGAGAGGCUCAGGCGACGUCGUGA
Molecule: messenger RNA, 639 nt
Organism: Saxophila tyrrhenica
Lineage: Eukaryota; Fungi; Ascomycota; Dothideomycetes; Mycosphaerellales; Extremaceae
Exons: 3
Coding region: 1-639 (212 amino acids)
Biological process (GO): mitochondrial respiratory chain complex I assembly
Source: RefSeq, a predicted model, not a curated record